This is a messenger RNA of Exophiala xenobiotica, 1379 nucleotides long. RefSeq lists its product as uncharacterized. The record is from RefSeq and is a predicted model, not a curated record. NCBI's taxonomy places the organism in Eukaryota, Fungi, Ascomycota, Eurotiomycetes, Chaetothyriales, Herpotrichiellaceae. The transcript has a single exon. Bases 369 to 761 code for a protein of 130 amino acids.
GCUAGCGGGCCUUGCACCACGCUGCCCACCAGAUAUGUUCCCGACCGCCACAUAUACGCUUGUGCUUUCCUACUCUUGUCCAUGGCUUGACCUCUUCCUCCUACCUACCCCAAAGUCUGGUCUGCUGAUAGCAUUCUGCUGUCGUCCGAGUCACUGAGCUCCCUCUCAGUCGCAUCACCUUCGUUUCAAAGCAACUCGAGCAGCGCUCGCUCAGCCCCGUCCUAGCAACAAAUACCACUUCCUCGCCAAACGUCCCCGGCCACCACUCAUUGGAAAGACCGUAUAUGACCGCAGGGAUAUCAAAUCGCAUUUGCGCACAACAGCACACGCAAUAGGAUCGCCUACACCGCCCACAACAUCAUACCAAGAUGCGCUUCACCAUGGCAGUCGCAGCGGUCCUGCUGGCUCUCACACCAGCCACUCUCGCCGACGCACCUACUGGUGACUGGUCAGAAACGACCACCACCACUACAGUCACAUCCACCAUGUCUACCACCCAGACCGUCACCAAAUACUUGAAGCAUGCCAAUACUACGACCAGUAGUAUCAGCUCACACGCAACGGGCUGGAAUGCCACUGCCCAUACGGCCACCGCAGAGACCACAUUCAACAAGCCUACACUUACACCAGCCUCCACGAUUACCUCUGCAAGCCCCUCAAUUGCUUCAGUAGCAGCUACUGGCGCAGCAAGCCCGCAAGAGAUCAACCUUGCAGUGGCCGCUCUUGCAGGUGCUGCCGCUAUGGUCUGGGGCUCGUUAUGACCCGACAUGCUUCGAUUACUGUCGGCAUGCUCAGCGUCCGGUCGGCUACUUCGCUUCUUUUAUUUUGACUGUGUCAACAUUCGCGUCAAGUCGAGCACCAGGUUGCUCCUUGGGUGACUAUGGUAUGAUUUUUUUUGGAAUGUUUUAUACCCAUUUUGUUUCGUCUCUGUGAGAGUUUGAAGGACAUUCAUGGAUAAGUUUGGAGGGCGGAAUGAACCGCAGCCGGGUCAUUCGAGAAGAGUCGUGAGAGGGAUUGUCGUCGCCUGUGGCAAGAUGGCUCGAAGGGAAGCAUUGGACCUCCUGUGAGAGGCUCGCCGAGGGCGGGUAAGGGGCAUGGUGCUUCGUAUGCACUCUUGAUCAUGAGAGAAGCAAGAGGAGGAGUAUUGGGUGGUGUUGUAUGAUCAGCGCAUUUGGAUGACCGACACGACUGAAGUACUUCUCUUGUUACAAGCGGUGUAAGCGAGAUCGCAUCAGCUCCUCUUGGUGGGUUUAUAUGGCUAUCAGCUAUACAGACAAGCAGACUUGUAAUUGAACACUAGCAUUCAAGAUUGUGAAGACGUCUCAUCACCUCUCAGGCGAAUAGCCGCGCUGUAAGACAUUUACCUUACAACAAUGCCG